This is a messenger RNA of Camelina sativa (false flax), 793 nucleotides long. Its product is annotated as cold-regulated 413 plasma membrane protein 3. The record is from RefSeq and is a predicted model, not a curated record. Gene Ontology annotation, cellular component: membrane. Lineage: Eukaryota; Viridiplantae; Streptophyta; Magnoliopsida; Brassicales; Brassicaceae.
GUUUUUUUUUUUUUUUGGAUUCUAAGACGAAGACUUCGGUUUUGGGUCAUCUACUUGUUCUGUCUCUCCUUUUUAUAACUUGAGUUCUGCUUUGCUUCUGAUUUUAUUAUUUUGGUUUCUUUUAUAAUAAAUUGAAAUGGAAAAGAUUGAGUUCCUGGCUGAGUUUCAAGUCGCGGCAGAGAAGCUAAGCCACAGCAACGGAGUCCUAGUUAUGAUCACGUUGUUCCUAAGAUGGGUCGCGUGCUUCGCUGCUGUUUUCCUGAUGAUUUUGGAUGGAACGAAAUGGAAGUACCCAAACAACAUGUUGACUUCACUAUUAGCUCCCUACCUCUGCGCUAGCCUUCCUCUCGUUAUUUUCCAAUUUUUUAGGGCGGGAUUUGGGAAAUGGAUCGCACUCUUUACAGUUGUUCUCAGGCUUUUUUUACCAAACCAUUUUCCUGAAUUGCUAGAGAUCCCAAGUGCAACGAUUCUUUUUAUUGUGGCUACACCGAGGGAUUUAGUGGAUGCAUUCAGAGACGACCUGAAAUAUACGGGAGGUAAUGUGAGUCUUCUGACGAGCUUUUACCUUCUAGAUAGACACACUAAAGCUUGUGGUGGUUUCAAAAACUCAUUCACUCAAAAGGACAAAUUGACUUACACCAUUUGUCUUUAUAUUCUCUCUUUCUACCCUUUUUUCUCCGCAUUUGCUUCCCUCUUCUACUAAGAAAGUACCCAACGAUCUUGCUGAUAUUGUGAUUGGUGGUCUUAUAAGGUGUCGAAGACGGAUCUUGUGUCUUGUUUUUAGUCGCCGUGA